AUGCCACUCUCCCCCAUCGUAUCGUCCUGCCUGCUCUCGCUCGGCAUUGGAUGCGCGUCCAAUAUCAUCGCCCAACGUCUCAAAGCAUACAACGCCGGUAUACCCUUCGUCUUCGAUGAUGGCCUCUUCUUCCGGUUUGCCGUCCUGUCUGUAAUCACCACGCCGGUGAAUUACUACUGGCAGAUGUGGCUGGAGAAGACGUUCCCCGGAUGGAAGACGGCUCCGCGACAGCCAGGGGCAGCGAGCGAGUCUGACGCGGAGAAGGGGCUGUCGUUCAAAGAUGACGACAAAAAAGACGACAGCAAGACUGUCAAGGUCCGCGAUUGGUGGAACAUCUUCAAGAAGUGGUUCGCCGACUGCAUCACUCUGGGCGCGCUGCUCAACACGGCAAUGUUCCUGAUCCUCAUGGGCUUCAUGGAGGGCAAGAGCCAGGCGCAGAUUCAGACCAAUCUGCAGGUGGAUAUGUGGAAGAUCAUCUGGGACUCGUACAAGAUCUGGCCCAUUGCCAAUUUCAUCAGCACCACGUACUGUCCGGUGGAGAAACGCAUCGUCUUCCUGAGCUUCUGCGGGUUGAUCUGGAAUGUCUAUCUGACGCUGGUCGCUACAGAACUAUGA
Periconia digitata is the source of this 615-nucleotide messenger RNA. The record is from the annotation of a GenBank genome assembly. Lineage: Eukaryota; Fungi; Ascomycota; Dothideomycetes; Pleosporales; Periconiaceae.